Nylanderia fulva is the source of this 6429-nucleotide messenger RNA. It is a transcript of the gene ndl, whose product is annotated as serine protease nudel. Gene Ontology annotation, cellular component: membrane. Gene Ontology annotation, molecular function: serine-type endopeptidase activity; protein binding. The record is from RefSeq and is a predicted model, not a curated record. Lineage: Eukaryota; Metazoa; Arthropoda; Insecta; Hymenoptera; Formicidae. Gene Ontology annotation, biological process: proteolysis.
UAAUCUAGGGUGAGGAUCGACGACUCAUAAAAAACAUUUCUUGCGAAAAAGUAUAGUUUCAAGAAAUAAUUUAAAAGGACUCGCAAAAUGCAUCCCGCGAAUAAAUCAGGUGAAACGUUCGAUAAAGAUCAAAUCUCGCCGAAACAUCAGAUGGUUGACGUUCCAAUCCAUUCAUCAACUUGCACUGUGUUGAUAGAUUCUAGAAAUAUAGGCGAAACACGAGACAGAUGUAAGCCAAGCAAACGCUAUUGUACAAAGAAAUGUAUUGCUUCUGUAAUAUCAGUCGUCCUGAUAAUCUUAAUCGUGUUGAAGUUCUCAAUUAGUUUUGUUAGAAUAGUCGUGAGUGAUAAAGUUCACACUCUGCCGGAAAUAACAUUUACACAACGGGUGCUGAUUUGGAACUUUGACGAAGAUUCGACGGAAAAAGUGAUCGAUGGAAAUUCACUUCUCAAGGAUGAGGCGCUCAUAAACGAGAUAAUGCCAAUUACGGAACGCGACUACUUUGCGACGACGAACAUACGUUUUAAACGAGAGAUAUCGCGCUCGAGGAGGGACUGCGAGAUGAACAAGGAACGAUGCAAGAAGCUGGUGCAGACGAUGGAAGGCUAUCUCGCGACUCUCAGGAGUAACGCGCUGAGCGACGGAAAUAAUGUAUCCAUGUCGGACAUUUUGAAUUGUCUGCGGUGCAAAAAUUCGCAAUCGGCCGUCGCGAAAAAGCUCGAUGAGGAUUCUACGCCGCGAACGCGAGAUGAAUAUUUAUCUAAUGAUUACGUCGAGCAAAAUCGCCCCAACGAUUUCGGCAUUUCCGCCAUCGAAUUGCUGGACGAUGCUAAACCGGCGGAAAUUAAUCGGACGGAAGCGGCGAAAGGUCAAGUGACGGAUUCGCUUAUAAACGAUGUAUCGCAGAAUUCUGUAGAUCGAUCGUUGGAGGAUGAUAUAUCGCCAACCACCGCUUUAUCAACCAAUCGCACGAAUUAUAGCAGCCAACAGGUAGAUAAUCCAACCACAGUCGAUUUGCGCACGAUGGGAAUCGAUGAGAACAGUUUUGCCACUGUAUCAAGUACUGAUCAACAAAUUGAAAGCGAAGGUACCACGAGCAAAAUGGUAACGCUGCAGUUUAAUACCACAGAAUCCAGUAGCACGACGCAAUAUACUGUAACGAAAGACGAUGCAAUAUCCAAUGGUGAAAUAGAUCAUUCAACCGAGACGAAUACGCAGUAUAUCAUCAAUCUAACAACACAGAUCGCGAUUGCUGAAAACGUGACGAGUAUGCCAGCAGGACACGACGUGACCGGAAUCGACAACCCCGAUGACAGCACAGUGAAUCCUUCAGAGCAACCUUCAUUUGAAGGAUACCCGGAAAAUCAAUCGGCUACUACGGUAAUAAACGUUUCAGAAUCAUCGGGAGAUCAUAGUUUUCUUAAUGAACUCACAUCGAACGAUCGUUCUCAGAUGGAGAACAGCGACGAAUCUAUCGAGGCAACUACGGAGAGCAUGAAACCCUUCCAAAAGCAAUUGCAGAUGUUACACACAAUGCUACAUCCGGUCUGCAUCUUUGAUCCUUCCGUCGCUCAAAAUCGUGAACUACAGACGAAUAAGAUGCAAUUUACACCGGGAUUUGGUUAUGCCGGAAAUCAGGCGCAGAUUCAACCGGCGGGAGAAAAUACUGAUCUUACGAGAUCCGUUCCAUCAAACGUAUCGCCGAUCAAUCAGCAGCCGAUGACAAGAAAGCCGUAUUUCUGCGGCUACAUGUCAUUGCCGACUCUUCACUAUCCGUCGAUUCCUGACACGUUGCAAUCCGAUCACUUCUCUGCUAACAAAAUGAAAGAUUCUUCGCGGGAAAGGAUUUUUCCAAAAGCUGGGAUUGCCGCAUGGGAUUAUUCAACGUACAAAUGUCCCAAACAUUAUUAUCAGUGCGAUAAUCUAUUUUGCAUUCCGAAGACGAAUAGAUGUGAUGGCUAUGCUAAUUGCUUUGAUGUCAGUGACGAGACGAAUUGCUCUUGCAGGGAUCGAGUAUUACGAAAUCAAAUUUGUGAUGGUUAUUUUGAUUGUCCACAUGGAGAGGACGAGCUCGGCUGUUUCGAUUGUCCAGCAGACUCUUUCAGUUGCAAUUAUAACUCGAAUAAACCACUACGACAUAAUUGUGUGCCACUUUCGCAGCGUUGUGAUGGUAUUAAACAAUGUUCCAACGGAAAGGACGAGUUAGACUGCACUAUACUUUCGGAAUCAUAUAUAAGUCCAAAAGAUAUAUCUACAGUUGGUUACACCCAAGGAUAUUUACAUAAAAACAUACAAGGACAAUGGUAUCCCGUUUGUUCGGCCACAGCUUCUUGGGCAAUUAAUGCUUGCGUAUCGGAAAUGGACCAGUCGUUAACAGCGAUGCCGGAUAUACGAAUCGUACGUGUGCCUAAAAAUACCUUCCAAGAUCCUUACGUGAAAGAAAUCAACGGACAGAUCAAAUUGACGUCGUGUUCGGGUGUAGCAAUAUACGUCAAGUGUCCACCGUUACCGUGUGGCAUAAAAAAUCAUUACGAUUCCUUCCGUUCUGCCGAUAUCAUAAGGAACGAUUUUGUAUCGAAAGAACAGCCGAAGGAGCAACACAUCUCGCAUAAAUUUGGCAUAAGUAAACUUUAUCAGCAAACACUAGGGCUAUUGAACGCGAAUCGCUCGGCGCUCGAAAAGGAGCAAGAUGAAAACAACACCCUCGUCGGAGCGCAAUUGCGAGUAGUAGGUGGUCGAGCGAGUCAGCCGAGAGCUUGGCCCUUCUUGGUUGCCAUUUAUAAGGACGGUCUUUUUCACUGCGGCGGCGUUAUUCUCAGCGAAAUCUACGUACUCACCGCGAGUCAUUGCAUGGAAGGAUAUGAAAAGCACUAUUAUGAAGUACAAGCUGGCCUACUCAGGCGGUUUUCAUUUUCACCGACAGCUCAGUCGAGAAAAGCGAAACUCGUUAUUCUUCAUCCUGACUAUGAAAGUGAAAAUAUGCAGAACGACGUAUCGAUUGUCAUGCUAGAUAAACCGUUCCUCUUCAAUCGAUGGGUCCGCCAGGUUUGCUUACCGUCACCAAACGUCAUGGGCCCUGAAUGGAAAAUGGGCCCAUCUCCGCAAUCUAUGUGCAUUGCCAUUGGAUGGGGAGCCUUAAAAGAAGAUGGACCAAAUUCGGAUUAUUUGCGAGAAGUCGAAGUACCGAUUUUGCCAAAGUGCAAUCAUCUGUCCGAUCAGAACGACGCCACGAUCUGCGCAGGAUAUCCUGAAGGUGGCCAGGACACUUGUCAAGGUGACAGUGGCGGUCCUUUGAUGUGCAGAAAUCGAAAUUUUGAUUCACAAUGGUACGUGGCGGGCUUAGUAAGUCACGGUGAUGGAUGCGCACGUCCGAACGAGCCCGGUGUUUAUAUGAAAAUAAGUUAUUUCGUGGACUGGAUUCAACAAGUGACGUUAAGUAAUAAUACGGAGUCCUUUUACAAAAAUAAUAAUAAAAGACCAUUACCCAAGUGUCCAACAUUCAGCUGCGACGAUGGAAAAUGUUUACCGAUAGAAGAACGUUGCGAUCAAGCUAUCGAUUGCUUGAACGGAGAAGAUGAGCUCGGAUGUUAUCCGUUUGAAGUAUUGCCGCCCACUUUGAAUAUGAAUGAUAGAAAGUACAAGCAAUCGGAUUUCGAAGUUGGGAAAUCGCAAGAUGAGAUAUCCGACGAUGAUAUGAAAAAUCAAAUUAGUAUCACAGAAAUGAGCACGGAAGCAGUCUCCAUUGUUACUUCUCACCGCUUCUUCUACGAAACGCAGAAUAUUGACGAAGAAUUUAAUACUGCAGAUGUCUAUGCAGUUACACCGGAAACAACAAGCGCUAGAUUAACGUUCACAUGCAAAAGUUUGAUUCAAACUAUAACGAUUAAUAAGAGAUGCGACAAGCACGUGGAUUGCGAGGAUGCCACCGAUGAAAAGGACUGCACGUGCCGAGAUUACCUGUCGAAUAAGCAGCCGAUGGCGAUUUGCGACGGACAUCUCGAUUGUGACGAUGAAACGGACGAGAAAGAUUGCGAUAUAUGCAAAACCGAUGAAUUUUACUGCAGCAAAAGCGAUGGGUGCAUCCCGAUGAUGAAGAGAUGCGACGGCGAAUUUGAUUGCCCUCUCAACGAGGAUGAACUCGAUUGUCUUGUAUUGACUGAUGGGGAAUACGUCAAUGUACACAGCGAUGAUCACCCAGUUUUGAAGAUGGAGGGUUUGCUCAGUAGACAUGACAAUGGAGAAUGGCGGGUACAGUGUCUUGAAGAAGAAAUUUUGAAUAAUAACACCAUAACGUCGACAAUUGGACGUAACUUGUGCGAAUAUCUUGGAUUUGCGAAUCUGCAGGCAAUGGAUAAAGUCGUCGCGAACAACACGUUGCUGAAGAAGAGAUUCUGGCGAAGGUAUAACUUGACAAGUUACGAACCUUCACCGGAGUACGUCGCGUCGAGCGAAGAAGACGAGCUCUGUACGACAUUACGGAUUCGUUGCAGACCGGUUUUGAGCAGCAGUGUCGACACACACCUGAUCGUCAAUCCGAAAAGCGGAAGUCACUACUUGUGGCCGUGGCUGGCUGCUAUCUUCGUCGACGGCCAUUAUCGUUGCUCGGCCUUACUUUUGGAACCAGACUGGCUUCUGUCCAGCUCGAGCUGCACGAAAGACAUCAAAUUAUCGGAGAAUUAUACGACGGCACUGCUCGGACAAAGUCGUUCGUAUCUCUACGUCGACGGACCUUAUCAACAAAUCUCGAUCGUUGACGAAAUCAGGAACGUGAAAACGUCGGAAGCCUCAUUGCUCCAUUUGAAAACUGCAGUGAAUUUUACUCGUUACACGCAGCCACUAUUUCUAGAAAAGAAAAUCUAUCCGCCAGCGAAGAACGAUUUUUGCGUUGCUCUUGGUACAGACAAGGAGCACGUGACAAGAUCAAUCUUUCUACGACCGGUCCUUGAAAAUUGCGACAAUUGUUAUCGCUGUUUUGUUGAACUUUCAGGUUUCGAAUGUCCGGUUAAUGAAACUUUAUCAGAUUGGAGUGGAACAGUAUUUUGUCGCAGCGAAAAAGGAUGGUAUCCCGCGGCAGUAUUUCACGAAAACAACUUUUGCAGUUUUCGAAACACGCGAAAUUUGACGAGCAUCGAUUACAUCCACGCUUUCCUUAUACAUGCUUUGGAAUCGGAGCCGAAACCAACACCUGAACCGACGUGCGACGGUGUUCGAUGCAAUAUAGGACAAUGUGUCCCUUGGAAUCAAGUAUGUGACAAUAUCAUGGAUUGCCGAGAUGGCGCGGACGAGAAUGACGAUAUGUGCAUGUACAAACUGCAACAGAACAGCGAUAAUAAUAAAUUUAAAGAAUGCGCAAAGUCGGAGUUGCAGUGCAAGAAUGGCGAGUGCAUUUCGAAGGGUGCAUUUUGUGACGCUAAAGUGGACUGCUCAGACGGAACGGACGAACAUAAAUGCACCUGUGCGGAUUAUUUGAGCCUAACAAUACCGAAACGGCUGUGCGAUGGUGUGCGACAUUGUCUCGAUAAAACCGAUGAGUCGCCGGAAAUGUGUCAAUGCACACAAACCAGCUUCAAGUGCAACGCAAAUAUCAACAACGUUACUUGCAUCCCGCAAGAUUUCGUGUGCGAUGGUGACGAAGAUUGCCCAGAUGGCGAAGACGAAGAAGAAUGCAUAAAGAUCGAAGAAUCGACAGACAACAGACCUGGCACAGGAGAAGUGAAACAACGAUCCUAUGGAGUAUGGCAUUCUAAAUGUUUUUCGUCGCCAGUAACAUCGCAGGAAGAAGCGAAGUUUGAAUGUCAAGAGCUUGGUUACGCAGACGGAAGAAUCGAUUCUGGAAAUCAAACUUUGAGCGAGCCUGUUAUUCCGUCUCUUGAUGAUUUUUAUAUGAUACGAUUAAAUCCGGGUAUGUGGAUAACAAUGCGCGACGAUAAACCGCUUAUAACUUUAAUUAAACCGGAAGAAUCCUGCUACCGUCUCUUCGUUACUUGUAAUUGAUAAAAGACAAAAAUGUAAGGAAAUCUCAUCAGAAUAUUUCCAUCUCUAUUUAUAGUUUGAUAACUGAAGGGGUAUAUAUAGGGGGCAUUUUUUCAUCUUAAAAUUAAUAUAGGAAACAUCAAACGUAAUCCAGUUUUACAUAUCGUUAAUUUAUUUAGUUGUAAAAUAAGAUUACAAAGUAAAUAAGUCAGUUAGAAAUAAAUUUUUUAAUUAAAUAAAAUUAUGUUUAUGUUUGUACGUUUAUCUAAACAAUGUGAUAUAUUUUCCAUAAAUUUAUGACUAUCUUAUAAUUACUCUGAUUUCUACCAAUAUAAUAAAAAAAAAAUUACUUACGGGAAACUGUAUAAUUUUCCUAAACUAGGAAAUAAAAUAGGGAAUAGUCUUAAAAUACACACACAUAGAUAUACAAAAUACAAAUUAACGAUAAGUCUGUAU